Molecule: messenger RNA, 544 nt
Organism: Brassica oleracea var. oleracea
Lineage: Eukaryota; Viridiplantae; Streptophyta; Magnoliopsida; Brassicales; Brassicaceae
Exons: 3
Source: RefSeq, a predicted model, not a curated record
UAUCUGAAUUUAGCUUCACAUGAUCACACCAAUUCUACUUCGUUUAGCCUUUUAUCUGAUCUAGCAGAAGUCUCUGUUUUGAAGGAACUUGACUUUUACUCAUGCACCGUUUUGACUUCUCUGAUUCCGUUGAGUGAGUUCUCGGAAGCUGCAGUGAUGAAGAAGUAUGGAGUGAAGCCAGAUGCUGAAACCCUUGACAUUGCCAACACUGCCGCUAGGCAGAAAUCUGUAAGCUUCUUCUUUCCCUUUUUUUUUUGGAUGGAUGAAUCUCUCUUCAAAGCCUUGUCAAACGCUAACCGUGGCCUUGGUGGCCUUAAGAGGAUGAUAAUGGGAAGUGUAAGCAACCACGUUGUGAACAACGUCGCAUGCCAUGUUACCGCCGUGAAGGCUCACCACUGAGCUCUGUUUUGAUAUUGCUCGGGGAACCUGAUAACCGGUGUAUGUCCUAAGAUUUGUGUAUCGUAAUCUGUAUUCUCAACUCUUGUGUGACUUGCAUCAUUGUGCAUAAAAAAUAAAGUUUUUAAGAACCUCAAAGAGGUUCUGC